Messenger RNA from Arabidopsis arenosa, 2372 nucleotides. Lineage: Eukaryota; Viridiplantae; Streptophyta; Magnoliopsida; Brassicales; Brassicaceae. The record is from the annotation of a GenBank genome assembly.
CUAAAAUGCUAAAAGAAAGAGAGCUUGUUGGGCCCAGUGAUACUUGGGCCCUAAAAAUAGAGAGUGGGUCAAAUGUAAAAUAGAAUUGUUUUUUAUAAGAAAAAUAGUUAAAUUAAUACCCUAAUCUCUUCAUGAUUCUUGAAGCCGCCAUAUCAAAAAGUUCCUUUCACAAACAAACGAAGUCUGAAAAUUUGAGUUUAAAAUCACUCAAUCGAACUUGUCGGAAUCGAAUUUGCGCGAACGUAGGGGCGAUUUGUCUGAUUAGGGUUUCGUAAUCUGAGAUGGCUGAGGAGAAGAAGAAGAAAAAGAGUGACACUAGGGUCGAUUCUGGGGAAAUCGUUGAAGAAAUCGUUUCCAAGCACACUUCUAUUAAGAAUAAAGGGAAGAAGAAGAAGAAGAAGAAGGAAAACCGAGAGAAUAAGGAUGGUUUUGCUGGAGAAGAUGAUGAGAUUUCUGAGCGUGAAAGUGAGAAAUUGGGUGAGGAUGUUGUUAAGAAAAAAUCCAAGGAGCAAAUGGUUGUUUCUGAAGCUGAGGAUGGUGUGAAGACUAAAAUUAAGGAGACAAAGGUUGAUUCUGAAGCUGAGGAUGGUGUGAAAAAGAAGAAGAAGAAGAAGAGCAAGAAAGAAUCUGGGAGUGAUGUGAUAGGGAACAGUGAAAGCUCCAAAGUUUGUGAGAAAACGAGAAAGAGAAAGCGGGAUGGUUGUGAUUUGGUAGCUGAAGAAAACACAGACAAGGAGGUUAAGAGGAAGAGCAAGAAGAAGAAACAAAGUGUGGAUUCAGAGGUUAAAGAUAAGAACUUGAACUCUACAGAGGAUGGAGUUCAAGUUGAGGAUUCAGAGGUUGAGGAAAACAACAAGGACUCUGUGAAAGACGCAGAGAAUAAACAAAGUGAGGAUUCAGAGGCUGAAGAAAACGGCUUGAACUCUACAAAAGAUGCAAAGAAGAAAAGGAAGAAGAAGAAGAAGCAAAGUGAAGUCUCUGAGGCUGAAGAAAACAACAAUGACGGUAAAGAUGCAAAGAAGAAAAGGAAGAAGAAGCAAGAGUCUGUUCAGAGUGAUAAAGAUGUGACCACCCCAUCAAGUAAAAGCACAAAAAGGGUGAAAUUUUCUGCCCAAGUGGAAUUUUUUCCUAGUGAAGAUGAAGAAACGGAAGAUGAUGAAGAAGAAGUUACGGUGGUGAGGGGUAAACGGUAUACAAAAGAAGAAGAUGAGUUGGUAAAGAAUGCUGUAUUAGAAUACAUUGAUAACCAUGCUUUAGGAGAGGAGGGGAUAAAGAUGGUUAUGGAUUGCAAGUCACACCCACAACUUAAAGGCUGUUGGAAAGAAAUUGCAUCUGCUUUACCUUGGAGGGCAUAUAAUAGUGUGUAUAAUCGUGCACAUACGAUAUUUGAAGCAGGAUCCAAGGGGAUGUGGGCGAAAGAGGAUAUUGAACUCGUUAUGGAGUUUCAAAAGAAACACGGGAAUGAUUGGAGAACACUUGCAGAUGCAAUGGGUAAACACAGGAAGCAUGUGAAAGACGCUUGGAGGAGAGGAAGAUUGGCAGAGAAGAAGAAAGGACAUUGGAUGAGGGAGGAGUAUCAAAAACUCUUUGACCUUGUGAACAAAGACCUUAGAAUGAAAGCAUUCCAAGAGAAGCACUCAAAACAUGGUAUGCUCAAAGAUAACAUCCCUUGGAUGACCAUAAGCGACGUACUUGGAACACGGGACCACGUGACUUGCUGCAGUAAAUGGUAUGAGCAGUUGAUGUCACCAAUGGUAGCAAAGGGAAUGUGGGCUAACGUAGAUGACUACAGACUCUUGGAAGAGCUUUUGAAACUGGAUGCUGCUUGUAUCGACGAUGUGGAUUGGGAUAAUCUUUUGGAGAAUCGAGAUGGAGAAGCUUGUCGAAAACGGUGGAACCAGAUGAUCAUUCAUAUCGGCGUACCGAAAUCGAAAACAUUUGCAGAACAAGUUGAGAUUUUGUCUGAAAGGUAUUGCCCUGACAUAGCUGAGGACAGAGAGGAUUUUGACAACAGACCCUAUGAUCCUGAAGAUUAAGUUUGGAACGAUACAUUAGAUGUUUUUGAUACUUUUUUUUGUUUGAUAAAAUGUAUUGGUACUUUCUAAUGUUCUAUGUUCGCAGAUAGAAACUCUUGAGAAUGUAUUUGAUUACAGUGUGGUCAUCAGAGAAACAACUUAUUGAUAACACAGAGUCACAGACUACUAUUUUAAAUGCUAUAGAUGAGUCGGGAUCAUACAUGUCGGUAAAGACUGGUAGUUGGUUUUGUUUGGAGCUUUUGUUGCAGAGUUUAUCAGUGACAACAAUGACUUUAACGAGGUUGUAGAUACAGUCACCAAGAACGAUAGCAAUGGCAAUAAAGACUUGUAAAUUCG